Messenger RNA from Eruca vesicaria subsp. sativa (arugula), 963 nucleotides. The record is from the annotation of a GenBank genome assembly. Lineage: Eukaryota; Viridiplantae; Streptophyta; Magnoliopsida; Brassicales; Brassicaceae.
AUGGAAACACCAAUUAGCUUAGGAAAGAUAUCCGGUUGGGAAGAUAUGGAGAGAAACAUAUUAGCCAAGAUAUUUGGGAUGCUCAACGUUAUUGAUAUAAUCAAGGGGGCGUCUCGGGUCUGUGUCUCUUGGUUCCUUGCUUCUCACAGCAAAGCUUUAUGGAAGACUAUAGACUUAAGUAAUAUCGAGUCAGUUAUUUCAGAAAAUCCCUAUAAAGUAGAGAAUCUGGCUAAUGACGCAGAGCGCCAAUAUGAGCUCAGAAACAUCUUGGCUGAGAUAACCAAGUUUAACAGCUCAGUCACGACAAAUCUAGUUUUUGAUUAUAAUUAUUAUAUACAAGAGGAAGAGCUGGCGAUCAUUGCUCCAAAGAUGCCAAAUGUAAAAAAAUUGGCACUGCCGCUCUAUCGUAAUCUAAAUGAGAAUUCACUUAUGUUUACAUUCAGCCAGUGGAAGAAUCUUCAAACGUUGGUCAUUACUCAACCUCAUCUACCCAUUACAAAAGCUAACUUCCAAGCCAUUGGAGAGAACUGCAAGAGCCUCACCAGCCUAAAGCUUAUCCGGCCGUUAAACACGAACUUAGCCGAGCAACUUGUGAGUUACUUCUCAAAUCUGAAGAGUUUAAGCUUUCAAGGUGCAUCUAUAAGCAAAAAGUCACUAUUAUCGCUUGUCACUAAUCACCAAAACCUCAGAAUUCUAAAUCUUUCACACUGCUUAUACAUAGAAUUUGACGGUAUGCCAGGCGACCGUAACACAAUGAGUGUUUUAGAUUUACAUACAGAAAAUCUCGUACAAACUGCCACUAAGAAGCUUGACAGAUUUAUCGUGUGUUCAAAUCACUGCGGGACAUGCAACGUGUUAUGGGAACUUUUCUGGAGUGGUUGGAAUUUUCCCUACGACUACGAGUAUUGCACGUUUUCGAAUAAGCAAUGGAAAACUGAUGAGAUAGAGGAACUUCAGUUUUAA